GCGGUGCUCGGACCUCGCCCCGCCCGCGGGCCGGCCCUACCCGCGCACCGAGGGCGCCUGCGCUCUGCCCGGAGCUGAGGGAGAGGUGGCGGGAGCACAGUGGUGCCCGCUGGUGUCUGGCAAGUCGGGCCUCCUCUGCCGCCCGUCAUGUCCCGUUUCCUCCAGGCGCUUCGCCGCGCCGCCAGCGCCCGGACGGGUGGUCUGGGCGUGGAGGAGGCGGACGUUUACCGGUGGGGUCUGACAGGCAUUAAGCUUCGUACCUAUCAAAUAGAAGGUGUAAACUGGCUGGUGCAAUGCUACAAAGUCCAGCAUGGCUGUAUCCUGGGAGAUGAGAUGGGUCUUGGGAAGACUUGUCAGACUAUUUCUCUACUUCUUUAUUUGACAAAAAAAGUAACGAGCAAAGAGAGAUUUCUGAUACUUUGUCCUCUGUCUGUUCUGAGCAACUGGAAGGAGGAAUUGGAGAGGCUUGCUCCAGGUCUUUCCUUUGUGACAUACAUAGGCAACAAGGAGGAGCGACCCAAACUGCAGCAGAACCUGAAAGACCAAUCUCACUUCCAUGCACUUUUGACAACAUAUGAGAUUUGUCUGAAAGAUGCAGCAUUUCUAAAAUGCUUUAACUGGGCUGCCUUGGUUGUAGAUGAAGCUCACAGACUGAAAAACCAAAGUUCUCUGCUUUACAAAACGCUUUCUGAGUUUUCAGUAGGCUUCAGCCUGCUACUCACAGGCACUCCAAUCCAGAACAGCCUCCAGGAACUGUACUCCUUACUCAGCCUUAUUGAGCCUGACAUCUUUCCUAGGGAACAAGUGAAAGAGUUUGUUGAGUAUUACCAAGCGAUUGAAAAGGAUAGUGAGCCAGCCAAAGAGUUGCACAAUGUUCUGCAGCCAUUUUUGCUUCGAAGAGUCAAAUCUGAGGUGGCUGCAGAGCUGCCAAAGAAGGUGGAAGUGGUUCUGUACCAUGGAAUGUCAGCUCUGCAGAGGAAGUACUAUAAGGCCAUUUUGAUGAAAGAUCUAGAUGCAUUUGAAAGUGAAACAGGACGGAAGGUUACACUUCAGAAUGUCUUAAUUCAGCUUCGGAAGUGUGUUGCCCACCCAUACCUUUUCAAUGGUGUUGAACCAGAACCUUUCGAGAUUGGAGACCAUAUUGUUGAAGCCAGCGGCAAGCUGUGUUUGUUGGAUAAACUCCUUUCAUUCUUGUAUGCUGGUGGCCACCGUGUCUUGCUCUUUUCUCAGAUGACUCAACUGCUUGAUAUCCUGCAAGACUACAUGGACUAUAGAGGCUACAGCUACGAGCGGCUGGACGGUUCUGUUAGGGGUGAAGAGAGACACCUUGCCAUUAAGAACUUUGGUCAACAGCCCGUCUUUAUCUUCCUGCUGAGCACCAGAGCAGGUGGAGUUGGCAUGAACCUGACAGCAGCAGAUACAGUUAUUUUUACCGACAGUGAUUUUAACCCACAAAAUGACUUGCAAGCAAUAGCACGAGCUCACCGGAUUGGGCAGCACAAGCCUGUGAAAAUUAUCCGCUUGAUUGGGCGAGAUACGAUUGAAGAAAUAAUCUACCGAAGAGCUGCUUCUAAGCUUCGGCUGACAAAUGCCAUUGUAGAAGGGGGUCAGUUUGCUCUGGGAGUGCCCAAGCCUCAGGGAGCAGCAGAGUUACAGCUUAGUGAAAUCUUGAAAAUUGGCUUGGAUAAAUUGCUGUCCUCUGAGGGGAGUACUAUACAGGAUGUGGAGCUAGAAAACAUCCUUGGAGAAACAAAAGGUGGGAAGUGGGUAAUGGAUGUUGUGCUGCCACACAAAGAAGAGGAUGAAGAAGAAGAUACAGAAAAUCACAUGUACGUGUAUGAAGGCAAAGAUUAUUCAAAAGAACCAAGCAGAGAAGACAAAAAAGCAUUUGAUCAGCUUUUGGAUCUUCAGAAAGCCUUGACUGAAGAGACAAGGAAGGAAGGGAGAGCUCUCCGGAACAAAGCAAAUGCCCUUCUCACAGGCCUCCGGGAACAGUCAACCAGGAGGAAGCACUUGUUGAGCACAGAGGAGCUGGAAGCUAGGAGGAAGAAGCGCCAAGAGGCAGCAGCAAAAAGAGCAAGGCUCAUGGAGGAAAAGAAGAAGGCAAAAGCAGAGGCAGAACAUAAGAAAAAGGUGGCCUGGUGGGAGGCAAAUCAUUACACAUCUACCUGCCUUCCUUCAGAGGAAAGUGACUCUGAGGAAGAGUUUGAGGGGGAUGAGGCUGGGCUGAAUGUGGAUUUGGAUUACAAAGAUGCAGACCUGAACUAUAUCAAGUAUGUCAUGGGAGAUGUCACCCACCCCAAAGCAGAAGAGGAGGAUGCCAUCAUUGUACACUGCCUAGAUGACUCCGGCCGCUGGGGAAGGGGUGGUUUAUUUACAGCUCUGGAGGCUCGUUCUGAUCAGCCAAGGAAAAUAUAUGAGAUGGCAGGAAAGAUGAAAGACCUGGAGUUAGGAGGAACCCUAUUAUUCCCCAUUGAUGAUAAAAAAUCCAGAAAAAAAGGACAAGACCUGUUGGCCUUGAUUGUAGCGCAGCACCGGGAUCGGUCCAACAACUUGUCUGGCAUUAAGCUGUCUGCUUUGGAAAAGGGCCUGAAGAAGAUUUAUUUAGCAGCCAAGAAAAGGAAUGCAUCAGUGCAUCUUCCACGUAUUGGGUAUGCAACAAAAGGUUUCAACUGGUAUGGUACAGAGCGGCUCAUCCGAAAAUAUUUGGCAACACGGGGUAUCCCCACUCUUAUAUACUACUUCCCUAGGAAUAAAGGCUCUUCCUCUGCUUCACAACCAUAUUCAUCUUCAAUGACAGUCUCAAAGCCAUGAAGAUGCAGUAAUUUAAUUGAGAAACCUGUGCAAAAAGCCAAGGAUCUUUUCGACAUCACGCAGACAGUCUGUAUGCAUCCACUUCAGAAACAUGGCUUACACAGCCAUGAUUCGCCCCUGCAUCUCUCUGACUCUAUUGGCUAGAACGUUUACAUAUUGUCAGUGCUGUGGAGAGGAAUGAGACUGCUUCAGAGUUCAAAGAAUCUUUAGAUGAGGAUGUUGACUCAAUCCCAGAUCUGUUUUGGAGAUGGAAAAUAAAACUUUUACGGAUGGUCA
This is a messenger RNA of Grus americana (Whooping crane), 3090 nucleotides long. RefSeq names its product chromodomain helicase DNA binding protein 1 like (gene CHD1L). Gene Ontology annotation, biological process: chromatin remodeling; DNA repair. Gene Ontology annotation, cellular component: nucleus. The transcript has 23 exons. The record is from RefSeq and is a predicted model, not a curated record. Gene Ontology annotation, molecular function: ATP binding; DNA helicase activity; ATP-dependent chromatin remodeler activity. The coding region runs from base 148 to 2814 and encodes 888 amino acids. NCBI's taxonomy places the organism in Eukaryota, Metazoa, Chordata, Aves, Gruiformes, Gruidae.